This is a messenger RNA of Dimorphilus gyrociliatus, 1150 nucleotides long. The record is from the annotation of a GenBank genome assembly. Lineage: Eukaryota; Metazoa; Annelida; Polychaeta; Dinophilidae.
GUCUGCUAUAAAUUUCUUGUAGUGAGGUUUUAUUUCCGUUUGAAAGAUUUUGAUAAAGGACCAAUAAAUAAACACUUAAACAUUAACUCUCUUUAAUCGCUUCAAAAUGUAUGAUCUAAACACAAUUAAAUUUCGAGUGAGUCCUAGAGCUUUGUCAGGAACUCUUCACGUAAAUAACAAGGGAGCCUGCGAUUGGGGUCAUCAAGGAUUUAUUGCAUAUGGAUGCCAAAACUUGGUUGUUAUUGUUGAUCCCAAUACGAUGCAAGUCGUUCAAACUCUUGAUAAACACAAAGGUUAUGUUCAAAACGUCAAAUGGGCAAGAGAAAAUUUUCACCAUGAUACAACAAACCCGUACACACUACGAUUAGCAUGUUCCGAUUACAAUGGAAAAAUAUACAUUUGGGAGGUUAUGAAAUCUAUACUUCGCUCAGAAUUCUCAGAAAAUUCGAAACCGAUUGAAGAUAUGGAGUGGCUUGGAGAGCAAGACGCUUCUCAAGAUUUGUUGUUAGUUCUUCAUCCUCCAGCUCAUCUAAUUCUUUGGAACGCGGAAUCAGGAACAAAAUUGUGGAAAAAAACAUACGGGGAAACACUAUAUAAAUUUGUUAUUGACCCCUUUAAUAGCUGUAACAUAGCAUUCAAAGGAGAAAAUUGUAUAAUAUUCGUCGAUAACUUCUCUAUUGGUAAAGCUCCUUCAAGUUCAGGCAGGAAAUUUUUUGUCUCUAAUACUCAAGGAAACGCUAAGGAAUCUGAUAAGAAUGAGAAGAAACAACCAAGAAGCUCAAGUUUAACAAGUAGACUAAGUCAUAUUUUAGUUGGUGAUGGAAAUGCGAAACGAGACGAGGAAGAACCGCAGGACACUAUGGAGUGUUUACAAUUAGCUUAUCACAAAUCUCUAAGGAAUCAUCUACUUCUGAUAUAUCCCAAAGAAAUUUUGAUAUUAGACCUAGAUAUUAACCAAACUGUUGGAAUCAUUCAGGCUGAGAGAACAAACUCAAACUUUGGUUUAGUAAUGCCACUCAGGCUUAGAGAUGCCAUGUUUUGUCUGCACGAGAAUGCUAGCGUAACACUAAGACAAAGGCGAUUAACUGAUGUUACAGAAAACGAUAGGGAGAUGGGCGUAUAUGGUACACCUGCGUGUAUGUCUGUAUAG